Messenger RNA from Bactrocera latifrons, 941 nucleotides. RefSeq lists its product as uncharacterized. The record is from RefSeq and is a predicted model, not a curated record. NCBI's taxonomy places the organism in Eukaryota, Metazoa, Arthropoda, Insecta, Diptera, Tephritidae. The coding region runs from base 89 to 742 and encodes 217 amino acids. The transcript is spliced from 3 exons.
UCGGCAGUGUGCGAUAUUCGUCUGAUUAGCAACAAUCUAACGGUUCGGUGGUGUUUAGCUUCGAUUGGUUCGUUCAUGGGGGCACAGUAUGCAGCUGAUAGAAAUUCUUUUGACGUGCUUCCUGCUUCGCUUGUAUUGUAUAAGUGCCAGCGUGCAUAGCAUAACGGUCGGGGCGAAUUUGACAGAUUUCAUACAUGUCCGUAAGAAGAGAACCCUGAUAUUCAACGACAGCGGUUCAAUAAAGUUAUCCGUUGGCCCAUCGGGACAAGUUAACUUAGCCGACCCGAUUACAUGGCGAUCACUCGUUUGUUCGUACAGUCUUCAAGGCGGCCAAUAUUCAAUACCCUCUUCUCCACUAUAUCCGUGGGACAAAUGGGAGGAUACCUUCGCGCGCAAAUCUCGGCUUUUACAUAACAGCCAACCGGAUCUCGCCGCCUAUGCUUAUGAAGCAGACGAAUCACGACUGUUCUUUUAUACUUUGCUGGAGACACUAAUGAGUCAACGUGGAGUUGACGGUCGACAGUGCUUGCUGCGCUCCAUAUGUCAAAACGCACAGGUGGACCAACAUGUGGGGUUGUUGUCGGAAAUCCUGGAUACAGUGCUUACGCCCGGGGUGGAAGACUUGGACAAGAGUUAUCAGCGAGCGCGAGAGGCUGGUGUUGCUGGGGCAGAUUGCUUAAAAUUAUUCGCCGAUUGUCCGGAAGGUCUCAAUUGGUUGGAUACCUAUUUGGAUUACUUUUAGUACCCGGACUACAUGUUUUAUUGUUGAAGUAUUUAAAGUCGCUGCAACGGGAGGCUGAUUAUUUAUAAUUGCAAAAGGGGAAAUAUUUGGAGUAUUUAAGAUAUUUUUUCUUAAAAAAACUUAGAGUUUAAAAACUUGGACGGCUUGUGUUAGAUACAGUACUUUUGUUGGUAGCUAUACAAAAUAAAAUUUAAUAGAC